This is a messenger RNA of Trichomonas vaginalis G3, 1827 nucleotides long. Its product is annotated as ribonuclease H protein family. Lineage: Eukaryota; Parabasalia; Trichomonadida; Trichomonadidae. The transcript has a single exon. The coding region runs from base 1 to 1827 and encodes 608 amino acids. The record is from RefSeq and is a predicted model, not a curated record.
AUGCCAUCUUUGAAUUUUCUCUAUGUUAAUUAUACAAUUUGGAAUGAUUUUCACGCAUGCUUCGACUUCCAAUAUGUUGAUAAUGGAACCAUUUAUAGAACAACAUAUGAAAAUGGAGGAUGGUGGCCAGUAUUCAAAGUUGAUAAUGGACCAGAAACUAAAAUUUUAGGUAACAAUGAUGGCAAAGCAUCAUAUGGUGAUAUUAGUGUAGAAACAAAUAUUACACAUCCAGUAGAAUUUGGUAACAACAGUGAUAAUUUUUAUCUGAUUGAAUUUUUUGCCACAAACAAUCAUCCAACAGAGCCUCAUAAUUUUUCUCUGACUUCUCACACUGAUGUCAUGAUUGCAAAUAAUGACUGGGCAGAAGUUCGAGCUUAUCAAGAUGGUUACAAUUAUAUGAAAGGAUUAACAAUGACGGAUGAACGUUGGACAAAGUACACACUAACUCUUUUAGUACGUGAUGCAUUCAAAGUCGAAAAUGUUGACACUUUUUGGUUUGGACAAUGGGGUGGACGUGUUAAUCUACAUAAGUGGGAUAACACAAAUCGUACAAUCCCGCUUCAAGACAGAGACUCUGCUUUUUCUUUUGGAUGGGUUAACCGAACAAUCAGAGGAGGUAAAACUCUCAGGCUUGCAGUUCUAUUAGGAGUUGGAAGAUAUUUGCCAUCACCUCCGACUGUUACAGUAACAUCGAAUUUCUCUGAAAAAUAUUUACCAAAGCAAAAAUUCAAUGUAACCGGUUUUGUCAAAGCAGAAAAAAAUGUCAACCUUACAUUGAUGUAUAGUUUCAAUGGCGUUGUACAUCCAUAUUUCGAAAAUAAUUAUACAGGUGAAAAUGAGUCAUUCGAACAGAAUUUCGAUAUUCCAUUUGAAACUCCAAUUCAAGUUGGUAAAUAUCCAUUAUAUAUUUGGGCUACAGAUAGUUUAGGUACGUAUUCUAAUAAUUUCACAGUGAAUAUUUUGGUAAACGAAGCUCCAAAAAUCCAAAUUGUUAACAGAAUCAGUGAUAAAUACUUUAUGGGCGGCAAUGUGGAAGUUCUUAGUUUGCUUUGGGAUGACACAAAAGCAAAUAUUCACUACAAAUUCGAUGAUGAUUGGGAUUUUAGUGCAGACAAUACAAUGAUUGAAUGCAACAGGGAGUGGAAGGAAUUUAGAAAGACAUUUCCCCUUAGAGAAACAACACUAUAUUAUGGCUCACACACUCUUUACAUUUGGGCUGAAGAUGAAUGGAAUAUUAAAUCAGAUAUACUCAUUUUCCCAUUCAAUUAUAUCGAGCUGCAUACUCCUGAAAUCAAAAUCGAACAAAAUGAAAUUCCCGAAUUAUUUUACCGUAAUAAUGUUACAAUCACAGGAUACGUCAUGGAUGAGGAUGUUGGAGAUGAUUUGGUUGUGGAAUAUAAGUUACCUGAAUCAAAUCCACUUGAGCCAUUCAAACCAUAUAUUACUUUUAAAAAUACUAAUGGAGAGUGGUAUGAAUUCCAAAUGGAAUAUAUUGUUCACAGAUCUCUUCCAGAAAACAUAACUCAUAAUGUAACAUUUCGGGUUCAUGAUAAUAAAGGUGCAAUUUCAUUUGAUAAAGUGUUCAGCUUCAAAGUAAAGAAACAUACUAUUAUUCCAUUCCCAGAAGUAACACCAAUGCCAACAAUUGAUUUUCCUGUAAUUCCUGAUCCAAUUCCAGUAGACUCAACAACAACUUAUUCAGAAACAAUUACGCAGACGGUUUCAGAAACAGAGGAUUCCAAUGGAGAUAGUGCUGACAUAACAAUUCAAACAACAAAAUAUGUAAUUGUUUUAACAAGGAAAGAUGGAAUCCCAUCGCAAUCUUGA